AUGUCUACCAUAUCCGACGCGAUAACCAAAGAUCACCGUGAGCUGGAGAAAUAUUACAACGAAGUGAUUAACAAUAAAAGCAAUCAGGAUCAUCAAGAACGAUAUGGAAACCAGUUUGUUUGGGAGCUCGCCCGCCAUUCUGUUGGCGAGGAGCUGGUUGUGUAUCCUGCAAUGGAAAAGUAUCUAGGUGACAAGGGCAAAGACAUGGCGGAGAGCGACCGAAAGGACCACGCGGUGGUCAAGGAGAUGCUCAAAACCUUUCAGAAUAUGAAGGUCACUGACCCAGACUACGUCAACCAGCUGCAGAAGCUCUGGGAACCCCUCUCGCAGCACAUCAAGGAGGAGGAAGAACGGGAUCUACCCGCCUUGGAACAGGAGCUUCAGGCAGUCGAGGGAGAAUCGGAGUCCAUGGCCAAGAGUUUUGGUCGCACGAAAGCGUUUGUGCCGUCGCGCAGUCACCCCAGCGCUGGAGAACAUCCGCCGUUUGAGACUGCCAUGGGUUUGCUUGCUGCACCAAUCGACCAUAUUGCGGACCUGUUCAGAAAGUUCCCUGAUCAAAAAGUGUCUCCUAAUCCUUCGACCAAGUAG
Trichoderma atroviride IMI 206040 is the source of this 588-nucleotide messenger RNA. RefSeq lists its product as uncharacterized. The record is from RefSeq and is a predicted model, not a curated record. NCBI's taxonomy places the organism in Eukaryota, Fungi, Ascomycota, Sordariomycetes, Hypocreales, Hypocreaceae.